AUGGAGAGAGAGUGUCAUCAAGUAGAAGAGAAGCAGGGAGUCAAUAUUUGUGAUCCAGCUGUGGAGAGUAAUCUACCAGCUGUCACCUUGGCGACCUCUCUCUCCCUCUUGGGAAAUCACAUGUUUCCUGAUACUGUGGACAGAAAUGGCAGUCCAGCUGUUAGUAAAGAGGAAACUGCUAAUUUGGUCCUGUCAUAUGUUACAGUAGAGGAGGACAGUCUGAAUGCAGAGCCCCUUUUUAACCAGGUAACAAAGCUAGAAAUUGAAGAGGCGGAAACCUCUGUGUUUGAGGACGUGUCUGAUCCACAACAUGAUGGAGUAACUGAUGAUGCUGCCAUCGAUGAUGAGCAGGGUGAGUUUGUUGUUACAAUGUUGGCCAAAGCCAAGCUGGAGGAGCAAAGUUUAGGUGUGAAAGGAAGGUCGUCUUCCCUGUUGGAGGCCGAGACAGAAGAGACUUCUGCGUUUCCAUCCCAUCGUGAAGAAGAUGUAACGGCUGACAGCUGGCGGCAGCACAGGAAGCAUGUUUUUGUGCUAAGUGAAGCAGGCAAACCCAUAUAUUCCAGAUACGGCAGUGAAGAGGCUCUUUCUUCAACAAUGGGAGUCAUGAUGGCGCUCGUGUCUUUUGUACAAAGUGGAGAUAAUAUCAUUCGAUCAGUGUAUUCAGAGGAGCACACUGUGGUGUUCCUACAGAAGGGGCCUCUGGUGCUGGUGUGUGUCUCCAGCAGUCGUCAGUCUGAGCAGCAGCUGCGUGACGAGCUCCUCUACGUGUACUAUCAGAUCAUCAGCAUGCUCACCCAGGCCAGCAUAUCCCGUAUCUUUGAACACAAGAAAAACUACGACCUGAGAAGAUUACUGGCUGGCUCAGAGAAGAUCCUGGAUGGCCUUCUUAACCUGGUGGACUCUGACCCUAGCUUUCUGCUAUCAGCAGUACACUGCUUGCCACUGUCUUCUUCUCUCAGGGACUCUCUCAGCCAGAUUCUUCAAAAAGCUAUCACCCCCAACCUGGUUUUCUCCAUCCUUAUCGCCAAGAACCAACUGCUCACUAUUGUGCAAGAAAAGACUGUGAUUGAGGACACCAGGCUGGAGCCUGCUGAUGUCCACCUCCUGCUCAACCUCAUCGGAGCUUCUUCGGCUUUCCAGGCUGGAGAGAUCUGGACUCCAAUCUGCCUGCCUCUGUUUAACCCUGACUGUUACUUUUAUGCAUACAUAUCCUACCUGGACCCUCCAGACUGCACUGUCUGUCUGUUGCUGCUCUCAACGGACAAGGAGGCGUUCUACGCUGUGGCUGAGUGCAAGAGGAAGAUAGAGGAGGCCAUGGUAGUUCAAAACUCUUUGAGUCUGAUUGCCAAAGCCCAGCUGUACAGCGUGAGCCAGGUUGGCGUUUCAGACCUCAGACACUUCAUGUACAAGCCCUUUGAUGUGCCAGAUAAUUACCGCCAGCUAACCCAGUUUUCCAGUCCAGAGAUGGAGGCACCAUACAGCAGUGAGGAGGAGAAAAUGAGACUGUUGGACCUUUACCGUUACAUGCAUAGCCGCAUCCACAGCACCUCCCGACCGCUCAAGCUCAUCUACCACGUCGCAGAGAGGGAAACUCUGUUAGCCUGGGUGACGAGUAAAUUUGAGCUGUACACCUGCUUCAGUCCCCUAGUUACAAAGGCCUGCGCCAUCACUGCUAUUACUAAACUUCUAAGAUGGAUAAAAAAGGAGGAGGACCGUCUCUUUAUCAGAUAUCCCCCAAAAUAUUCAACCACCCCAAACCCCAGCAAAAGCUCUCGAAGCGGAAAAUCGGAGCAGCCCGACUCCACAGAUAACGGCUUCCUAUCUCUUCUAUAGGACCCUCAUAGCUGGACCAUAGUGACUCUGCUUCACCCAGCAGUAGUUUGUACACUGGAUACCUUGAAGACCCCCCCCCCCCCCCCCCCACACACACUUUACACUUUUUUUUUUUGGACACAGCAGAGAUUAAACUACUGGAAUCAAACACUACAUUUUACAGUAUUUAAAAAUGAGCAACCUCUGUGAAACUAGUGUUCUUUGUUUUUCCCAUGUACCUU
This is a messenger RNA of Thalassophryne amazonica, 2054 nucleotides long. RefSeq names its product MON1 secretory trafficking family member Bb (gene mon1bb). The transcript is spliced from 5 exons. Lineage: Eukaryota; Metazoa; Chordata; Actinopteri; Batrachoidiformes; Batrachoididae. Bases 1 to 1833 code for a protein of 610 amino acids. The record is from RefSeq and is a predicted model, not a curated record. Gene Ontology annotation, biological process: vesicle-mediated transport; protein targeting to vacuole.